Messenger RNA from Puccinia graminis f. sp. tritici CRL 75-36-700-3, 1296 nucleotides. RefSeq lists its product as uncharacterized. The record is from RefSeq and is a predicted model, not a curated record. Gene Ontology annotation, cellular component: endomembrane system. NCBI's taxonomy places the organism in Eukaryota, Fungi, Basidiomycota, Pucciniomycetes, Pucciniales, Pucciniaceae. Bases 143 to 1171 code for a protein of 342 amino acids. The transcript is spliced from 9 exons.
GAGACGCCUCCGGAGACCGAGUUCGGUUGAGGUGGCAAUUCGGACACGUUGGUGCGCAACAGAAAUCGGUCGAAGCCAACUUUUUCCAGGUCCACCGGGCUACUAGCCAUAAAUUCCUUACCUCCCCUGGUCCAGAAAAAAAAUGAUUGGUCGAAUUUGCCUAUUGUGGUGCUUCCUGGGUCUCGCCUUACUUGCUUCCAGCUGUGUUCGAGCAUGGGAUGCAGAAGAUCAUGAAAUCUUCGAUCUCGUGAGCGCGCUAGAAGCUGCGGAAGGAAAGGGCAUGACGUUUUAUAAAUUUUUGAAUGUACCCAAGAGUGCGACCCUCAAUGAAAUCAACAAAGCUGCCCGAAAACUAUCUCUGUCCAUACAUCCAGACAAACAUCCGGGAAACAAAACGAUCGAAGCCAAGUUCUCUCGAUUAGGUUUAAUCACUGCGAUUUUGAGGGACGAAGAGAAGAGGAAACGGUAUAACUUUUUCCAUGACAAUGGUGUUCCGAGAUGGAAAGGAACAGGAUAUAUGUACUCUCGAUGGCAACCCGGACUCGGAUUUGCUGUUUCAUUUGUGUUAUUGGUAGCGACUCUGAUGCAAUAUGGUGCCCAACACGUAAACUAUCGUUCAGAAAUAGCAAGAAUACAAAAAUUUCAAUUUGCUGCUCGCCAAGCUGCCUACAAGAAAGGAGAAAAAUCCAAUGCUGGAUCCAAGUCGCAAGGCCGAAAGAAAGUGAAGAUCUCGAUCAGCAAAAGUUUAAGCAAUGAGCAAGAAGGGAAUGGCGACGAAUCGGAGAUGCCGGUGCCUAAGAGUCGACAAGAACGGCGAAGAAUGCAGCAAGUCACCGGUUCUAAGGUGGACAAGCCCAGUAAUCCGGGGUGGAUUGACAUGGUUGUUGAAGGUGAUGAUGUCUGGAUCGUCGCCGACGAUGGUUCAGAAUUGCCGCUUGUGGAAUCAGCUGCUGCUAAACCUGCGUUCCAAAGAACCUUCAUACCCGCCAUGAUUUCCCGGGUCCUCGGCGUGUCUACAGUCGACAGCACCUCUCCAGCCGGGAACUCGGGCACCCAAGAUGGGGCUGAAUCAGAUGGAAACGAUAACGAAACAUCCAAUCCGGAAUCCUCCGAAGCUCUCAAACCUCAGCAGACCAAAAACCGCAAAGGAGCCAAGUCGAAAUCUAACUGACUUUAUCACUUUUGUCAAGUUUUCACCACUAAUAACAAUAGAAACCUUGAUUGUUUUUUUUCUUUCUUUCUUAGUUUCUCCUUGUGUUUAUGAAAUAGAUGAUUGAUUGACAAAAAGGAAAGCAA